Messenger RNA from Eruca vesicaria subsp. sativa (arugula), 975 nucleotides. Lineage: Eukaryota; Viridiplantae; Streptophyta; Magnoliopsida; Brassicales; Brassicaceae. The record is from the annotation of a GenBank genome assembly.
AUGUUAUCGUUUCGAAUCCCAUCUAUGGGGGGAACCCAGCCGACAGCAUUCGCAGCAAAAAUAACAGACACAACAAAGACCGUGGCACAACUCAAGUCAGCUGCAACCCCGGCGCCUCACAGCACAGUCACGUGCGGUUACCAAGCUCACGUGGCGGGCUUCUUCCGCAACGUCACGGUUUUAUGGUCCAAGAAUCUCAUGAACCAUUCCCUCACCGUCAUGGUCUCUAGCUUAGAAAACGACAUGAACUAUUGCUGCAAGAUCGAUCUCGUGAAGCCAUGGCAGUUCUGGAGCAAAAGAGGCUCAAAAUCAUUCGACGUAGAAGGAAACUUCGUGGAGGUUUUCUGGGAUCUAAGGUCGGCGAAGUUAUCAGGAAACGGUAGCCCCGAGCCGAUGUCAGACUAUUACGUAGCGAUAGUUUCAAACGAAGAGGUAGUCUUGUUGUUGGGAGACUUAAAACAUAAAGCUUACAAAAGGACAAAGUCAAGACCCGCGCUGGUCGAGGGGUUUGUAUAUUUCAAGAAAGAGAGUAUUUUUGGGAAAAAAACGUUUUCUACAAGAGCGAGAUUCGAUGAGCAGAGGAAGGAACAUGAAGUGGUGGUGGAGAGCUCAAACGAUGAGAAAGAUCCAGAGAUGUGGAUAAGCGUUGAUGGGAUCGUGGUGUUGCACGUGAAGAAUCUGCAGUGGAAGUUUAGAGGGAAUGUGAUGGUGUUGGUGGAUAGAACUCCUGUGAUGGUGUACUACGAUGUGCAUGAUUGGUUGUUUGGGAGUUCGGAGUCGACGGCGAGUUCAGGGUUGUUUUUGUUUAAGCCUGUGGCGGUUGGAGCGAUGAUGGUGGAUGAGUAUUUUAGCGAUGCGGAGGAAGGGGAUAGUGGAGGAGGGAGUAGUCCUUUGAGUCGGUACAAUUCGGCAUCUAGUGGUUAUGGACCAUUGCAUGAGUUCUGUUUGUUUCUUUAUGCUUGGAAAUUUGAGUGA